Messenger RNA from Odontomachus brunneus, 2783 nucleotides. RefSeq names its product dual specificity mitogen-activated protein kinase kinase hemipterous-like. Gene Ontology annotation, biological process: protein phosphorylation. Gene Ontology annotation, molecular function: protein kinase activity; ATP binding. Lineage: Eukaryota; Metazoa; Arthropoda; Insecta; Hymenoptera; Formicidae. The record is from RefSeq and is a predicted model, not a curated record. The coding region runs from base 422 to 2635 and encodes 737 amino acids. The transcript has 9 exons.
UCCUGGCGACAGCUGCGUCGUCGCGCACGAUCGCGCUCGACCGUUCACUCGUGCAUUUUAGGUUAUGUUGAUCAUCACGAUCUCCAUCGUUGUUCUCAUACCUCUCUGCAAACUAAUGGUUCACAGGAUGUCCAGUUUCAAUUCUUAUCGGAUAAUAAAAUGAGAUUUCUUGUCACUUCAUUUGCUUAUCAGUUACUUUCGUCGGUCGUUUGUUUAUCUGCCUUGGGUAUAUCUGUUUUGGGUUGUCUUAGGUUUGUACUGUCUUUCUGUUUGAUCAUUUUUGCCAGACUGUGAGGAACACUUGUGGCUGCAAAUAUUAAAUAUUUAAUUACUGUUGAUAUUUUGAGCUAUUUAUUUGCAUUAAGAAGAUAAGUAGUUAUGGCCUCAUCAUAAUUAUCACAGGAGAUAAAUAGUCGGAGACAUGGGUACUCCAACACGACCUAGGAGACAGCUGGAUCUGCCAGUAUCGCAGAUGGUACCGCCAAAGAAACAUGAUAUUGAGUUUGAGUCAAAAUUACAAGAAAUCAUGAAGAUGAAUGGCAUCCUGAACAUCAAUGGCCAGAAGUACCAAACGGAGAUGAAGGACUUGGAGCAUUUAGGCGAGCUCGGCAAUGGCACGUGUGGCCAUGUUGUAAAGAUGAGGCAUAAGCCGAGUGGUGUGGUGAUUGCUGUGAAACAGAUGCGACGUUCCGGCAACGCGGAGGAGAACAAGAGGAUAAUCAUGGAUCUUGAUGUUGUACUCAAGUCGCACGACUGUCCUUAUAUUGUACAGUGUCUGGGUUGCUUCAUCACGGAGUCCGACGUGUGGAUCUGCAUGGAACUGAUGGCGACAUGUCUGGACAAAUUGCUGAAGCGCAGCAGGCAGGCGAUACCAGAAGAUUUUUUAGGCAAAGUCACAGUAGCAACAGUAAAGGCGUUGUCGUACCUGAAAGAGAAGCAUGGUGUAAUCCAUAGGGAUGUGAAGCCUAGUAAUAUAUUGCUGGAUGAGUCGGGUGGGGUGAAGCUUUGCGAUUUCGGCAUAUCUGGCAGAUUAGUCGACAGCAAAGCGAAGACGAGAAGCGCAGGAUGCGCCGCGUACAUGGCUCCCGAGAGAAUAGAUCCACCAGAUCCAACCAAGCCAGAUUACGAUAUAAGGGCAGAUGUGUGGAGUCUGGGCAUUACUCUGGUGGAACUAGCUACGGGAGUAUUUCCUUACCGAGACUGCAAGACUGACUUCGAGGUACUGAGCAGGGUAGUACAAGACGAUCCUCCGUCUCUACCGCAGGAGGCACUCUUCUCCGAGGAGUUCAGGAACUUCGUCACCUGUUGCCUCACGAAGAACUACAAGCAUCGGCCAAAGUACCACAAGCUCAUGGAACAUCCGUUCAUACGCAAGUACGACGUUUCGCAAGACGGCGAGACGGACUCCGCCUCGCCGAAUUCCGGCUACCAGUGGUUUGGCAGAGUCAUGCGACAAUUAGAACCAAGUUUCAGGUUGCCGGGAGGGCAGCAGCGAUUCUCGGGUCAUGUGUCUUUGAAGCAGACGGCCCAUUUUCGGGCGCAGUCUGACAUACCUGCCUUCCUGAGGAGCAAUAACGCCAAUGUGACGGCUAAAGAGCCGCCACUGAAUCCUGGUGGCUUCCUGCCGUUUCAUCAGCGUUCCAACAGCGAGAACGGCGCCACUAACUACGUGUCUUACAGUCCAUACGCGUUACGCCGCAAGGAGCUUGCUCGACCGUUCUCGCCGCCGACGACCAAGGACGUGAUCGCGGAAGGACAGCCGCCGCGACCGUUUUCGCCCUACCGACAACUGGAACAGUCUACCCGGGAUUAUUCUGGCAAUAGCUGCUCGACGAAUGGCCAGAGUAGACAGGAGACGACGAGACCGUUCUCUCCGUAUAGACAGCAGGACACUAACUUGAUGGAUGGUAACGGUCGAUCCUACUCGCCCUAUCGUAGCCGCUACGAUGAUCGUGAUACGAGUAAGGAUCGAUGGCAAGGCAUGUCGAGAUCGUUGAGUCCCUUCGCCAGAGACUAUUCUCCCUGGCGGCGAGAGAACGUCGAUCCACCUGGCGUGAUACAGCCGCCACAGCCGUCGUCGUGCGACAGCGGCCGUUAUUCACCAUUUCUGCAGCAACGACUGGCCCAACCUUCGCCGCCCGCACCUCAGACUCAUCCUCCGCAGGACAUUUACGGUAGCCCGAUGAUCAGCCGCAAGAGGUUUCCUUCGGAACCGCCCCCUCAGGGGUCCCACGGCUCCACUAGUCCGCAAUUGCUGAUCUCCCGCUUUGCGCAUCAACUCAAGCAGGAGUCUCCGCCGUCAUCGGUGAUGCCGCCUCAGCAACAGGGUGCCGGCUCCAAGGAGUCCGCGAAGAAGCGUUUUGCAUCUUACGUACGCCUCAGGCUCGGUGGUGAGCGCGCUCCUUCGCCGGAGCCACCGCCGAGAUUGAGUCGCGGCGAGUCACCGCUCGCCCUUAGAAGGAAUUUAAUAGAACAGGCGUCUCCUUCUUGUCCGCGAAGGUACGUUUCGCCUUCUCCCCCUCAACCGCCACCCAGGAGACUGUCGGAGAGUAAUUCCGUGCCCGGUAGCCCGCAGCACGUGCGAGCCCGUCUGCGCUACACUCCCGAACCGCAAAGGAGACCUCCGCCGCCAUAACCCACCGCUACCGUUAAGCCUUAUUCCUUGUUGUUGGUGCCAUACGCGACACGGUACGCCCGUGGUGCAAUCGCGUGCAUCACGUAGUAGCGAGGUGCGUCGCACUCGACGACGACGGUUGCGCACAGAGCGAGUCGCGCGUAUACGG